AUGCACUUGAUGACCGCGACACGACCGGACAUUGCCUUUGCUGUGAGUUACGUUUCGCGCUUCAUGGAAAACCUCCAAGUCGAGCAUUGGAUGGCGGUCAAGCGCAUUUUGCGAUACUUACAAGGGACUAAGUCGGACGGCAUCUGUUUCAAGUCUGAUGACAAGAUAGACUUCUGCGGCUACUCGGAUGCAGACUGGGCCGGCGACCAUGCAGACCGCAAGUCGACUUCGAGAUAUGCGCUCAUCCUGAUGGGUAAUCCGGUGAGCUGGGGAAGCAAAAAGCAGUCAAGUGUGUCGCUGUCAACAAGUGAAGCUGAGUGCAUUGCAUUAAGUCUGGCUAUUCAAGAAGGCAAGUGGGUGCAUCGAUUGCCAUGCGAGAUUCUGGAUGCCGCAGAGGACAAGUCUGGACCCGAGCUCAAGAUCAUGGAAGACAACCAAUCGUGCAUCAAGAUGACGAAGAAUCCUGUGAACCAUGGUCGGGCCAAGCACAUCGACACUUGUGGUCCAAUGGAAGUCGACUCUAUUGAGGGUUACCGGUACAAUCCGAACCUAGCGCGUAGUUCUUACGAGAUAGUUUUUACAUCGGUAAUUACCUCAGAGAUGAUUAGACGCGUAGGAUGA
Molecule: messenger RNA, 621 nt
Organism: Peronospora matthiolae
Lineage: Eukaryota; Oomycota; Peronosporomycetes; Peronosporales; Peronosporaceae
Source: the annotation of a GenBank genome assembly